Messenger RNA from Onychostoma macrolepis, 2865 nucleotides. Its product is annotated as heparan sulfate glucosamine 3-O-sulfotransferase 3A1. Gene Ontology annotation, molecular function: [heparan sulfate]-glucosamine 3-sulfotransferase activity. The transcript has 2 exons. Bases 396 to 1589 code for a protein of 397 amino acids. The record is from RefSeq and is a predicted model, not a curated record. NCBI's taxonomy places the organism in Eukaryota, Metazoa, Chordata, Actinopteri, Cypriniformes, Cyprinidae.
CAGAAUUUCACAAAUCACUUGAAGCAAACGCUGGAUUAAAAAAAAAAAAAAAGAAAGAAAUUUUGCUUAUUUUUGAAUUUUGGACUAAUUAAAUGGGCUCCUUUUUUCGCUAUACAUUUGGGUUGAAAACAAACUAUUUAAUAAAUAAUCCAAAUGAUCUCCUCUAACAUAGUAAUUUAAAAUUCGCACUAAACUAAUUCUCAGACUAGUAACUGUUUACAUAAGGACAAGGAGCUUUACAUAUGCGCAAGGAUUUUUGGAGAGCGGCGCGUGCGAACUCUAAUCCACCUUUGAUGCUCUCAAGCUCCAAACUCUGCCUUAUUUUUUGAUGGCAAGACUGAAUAAUGCCAGUCUAGCAUGGCUGUCUCUCCAACUCAUGCCACCCGUGGACCGACAUGGCAUUUAGCCGCGUCUUUCCGGACCCUCCGUCCAAGAGCAUCUUUAAGACCUUCGCGGUCAUGUUGCUGUCUAUACUCGCGUCUUUAUACUUUCUCCACUGCCUCACGGAGCGAUGCGGGACCUGUAUACGCACAGAGAGAAGGGACGCCGGUCCGGUGGAGAGAUUUUACGCCUCGAAACUUAAAGACUUCGAGUCGCUGAGGAGAAAGAGACUUCUUCAGAAAUGGACCGUGAUGAGGCACCACAGCUCGAUCCACCGCCUCGAAAGUGUCCGUGAAGAGGAUUUACCUGUUAUUGAUGCUGACAGACGCGUUUUCCAGGCGCACGUAAAGAUGUCAAACUCUUUGGAUGUAGAUUUGGAGACGGGAGAAUCGUAUUUUGAUACAGGUAAACUGAGUGCGUUAGGUGAGGGCAGUAAGAAGCUGCCUCAGGCGAUCAUCAUCGGCGUGAAAAAAGGGGGGACGCGCGCCUUGCUGGAGUUUCUGCGCGUGCAUCCAGAUAUUCGCGCGGUCGGAGCCGAGCCGCAUUUCUUCGACCGUAACUAUGACAACGGAAUGGACUGGUACAGGGACCUAAUGCCUAAAACCCUGGAGGGCCAGAUCACCAUGGAGAAAACACCAAGCUACUUUGUGACCCGCGAGGCUCCGGCCCGGAUCUACGCCAUGUCCCGCAAAACCAAGCUGAUUGUGGUGGUCCGGGACCCCGUCACUCGAGCCAUCUCUGACUACACGCAGACACUGUCCAAGAAGCCUGACAUUCCUACUUUUGAGAGCCUGACGUUCAAAAACAGGACUACAGGGUUGAUCGACACCUCGUGGAGCGCCAUUCAAAUCGGCAUCUACGCCAAACACCUGGACAACUGGCUGCAGUUCUUCCCCAUGAGCCAGAUCCUGUUCGUGAGCGGAGAGCGGCUGAUCAGCGACCCGGCCGGAGAGCUGGGCCGCGUGCAGGACUUCUUGGGGCUCAAGAGGAUCAUCACAGACAAACACUUCUACUUCAACCAGACCAAGGGCUUCCCUUGUCUCAAAAAGGCCGAGGGCAGCAGCAAGCCCCAUUGCCUGGGUAAAACCAAAGGGCGGACCCAUCCAAACAUUGACCCUGAGGUCGUUCAGAGACUUAGAGACUUCUACAGGCCUUUCAACAUGAAGUUCUACCAGAUGACAGGCAGGAAAUUUGGAUGGGACGACUGACAGUAGACAGUGAAAUAGACCCUGGAUUUUGAAAGAAGGGAGAAACAACCUUACUGUGACCUCACCAGCAACAAAACUAUGAUAACCCCAAAAGUGGUCCAAUCUGGUUGUGGAAAAUGAUAGAAAAGUCCACAUCUAAUUCAAGUUAGGCACAGAACAUUAUGAACAAAUGUCAAAAAUAAGAGUAAAUGUCCUCAAACUGACUUCAUCAGGCAAAAAGAUGAGGAUUAUACAUUGCCUUUGUUGAUUAAAAUAGUGCUCCUUUUUUACCCAAUCAGACUUUAGCCACAUUUAAACAGCCAUAUACCAUACCGUGGAGGACCUAGAAGAGACACCUGAAAGCUGAAGAGAUCCACUCUAGAACUAUGCAUUUGGAUGUUGAACUGUGAAUUAUCCACUGUGUCUGGACUUGGAGAUCAGAUUCAUUCUUUUGCCAUAUUUAAUGUAGAAAGACUAGCUGCUUAUAUACCUUUACAAUUAUUUGGAAGAAAAUAUCAAAAGAAUAAAAAUAAGUGUAUUUUUUAAAAUGUAUUUAUUUAAAAAAUAUGCACACAUAUACAGUUUAACUAUUUUGAAUAAUCUUCACUAAUCACCUCCCUUCAGCUUUUUUUUUUUUUUUUGCACGUGGAGGGUGAGUGAUUUCUUUUUUUAUUUUGAACCAUAUAACACAAUGCCUUUUCUAAAACGUUUCAUGCGGUCUCAAGUUUAAAUGUGCACAUUUAAAUGUUUACCAUCCUAUUCACUGAGAGCAAUGUUAUCUCAAAAAUGUUUCUUAUAUUAAUGGAUCAAAGACAAUAAUAGGACGGCCAAAGUAGUAAACAUGACGUAAUUUUCCCCCAGGUUUGGGUUUUUGGUUUUACAGAACAAAUGAAUGAAAGUCCAAUUUGUGAUUUGACUGGAUGGCAAGCUUUUAAGAAUCCAUUUAAAGUUGUGUCUCUAUGAUAAUGUAUGGGAGAGAGAGAGAGUAUGAGAAAGACACUGUUACAAAGCAGCAGUGCCUCUAAAAGACAUUCAAUCAGUGUUUCUCCAUUUAAAGGUGAUUUGUGUAAUUGUUCAAUGUUAAAAUGCUUUAAAUGAGCCAUCAAUAGGCUGUUUUUGCUCAGAACGUUUAAGGUGCGUGAACCUGUUUGGAAACUUAAAAGCAGUCAUUUUUUUGCAUUACAUGCAUCACCUUUAGGUUCAGUGUUGAGUAAUUUAAUUUCUUUUCUUUUCAAUAUUAUCAGUGACAUUAUGAUUUUAUAGUUCUGUUUAUUUAAUUUGAAUAAUGAAUUUUAUA